Molecule: messenger RNA, 1306 nt
Organism: Neurospora crassa OR74A
Lineage: Eukaryota; Fungi; Ascomycota; Sordariomycetes; Sordariales; Sordariaceae
Exons: 1
Coding region: 278-1129 (283 amino acids)
Biological process (GO): protein depalmitoylation
Cellular component (GO): cytoplasm
Molecular function (GO): palmitoyl-(protein) hydrolase activity; carboxylic ester hydrolase activity
Source: RefSeq, a predicted model, not a curated record
CCGCAGCUGGCUCCGUUCAGUUCUCUUUUUCCCUCUACACUACAACUCACACACAAUUCACAACUCAUUUCAGCGAUCCUCACACUCGGCCAACAGUCGGUCCCAAUCAGGGUAAUCACCGCCCAUUUUCUCUGUCUUCCAUCAACUUCCGCCACAGAAUAUAUAUAUACAAUCCUCAAAUAGGAGCUCAACCACCACCCACCCAACCCACUCAACUUUAAUCACCACCACAUCACACCACCACACCAAAACAACCUAUCAAACAACCCAUCCCAAAAUGUCACCAACCCGCAUCCCCCAACCCGAGGACUUCGACCCCCUCAAACCCCACCUCUCCCUCUCUCUGCACUACCCCUCCCCACCCGAAUCCACCACCGCCAUCCUCCUCCUCUUCCACGGCCUCGGCGACUCCGACACCCCGUUUCUCUCUUUCGCCCGCAACCUCUCCCUGCCCGGCGUCCUCGCUAUUUCCGUCCGGGGCAUCGCCCCUUUACCCCCUUCCCUCUUAGGCCUACCGCUCGACAGCGGGCCGACCAACAACUUCCACUGGGGGGAUGACCUGAAACUCGACGGACGGACGGGCGAAAUCGACAUGGAUCCGGGCUACGACAAAGUCUGGGAGUUGGUGAUGGGCAAACUGAUUGGGGAGGUCUUGAUGAAGGAAUGUGGGUGGGAGUUGGGCGAUAUCUUGCUGUUUGGGUUUGGACAGGGUGGCGGGGUGGCGUUGGGGUUGGGGAGCAAGGUGCGGACUUGGGAGGGGGUUGGUGAGGAUGAUGCGAAGGUUAGGGAGGUAAAGGAGGGAGAGGAGGUGAAGGAGGGGGUGGUUGUUGGUGAGAGGAAGGAGAAGGAGAAGGCGUUCAAGGGCAUCGUGUCGAUUGGAGGGGCGUUGCCGCCUUCCAUGAUUCCUAGUAUCAGCGCAAGGGAGAAGGCGAAGACGCCCGUGUUGGUCUUGCAUGGGAGCGAGAGUGAGUAUGUGGGUGAGGAUGAGGUGGAUUUGAUCAAGCGGGAGUUUGAGAACGUCAAGGUGGUGGAGUGGAAGAGGCCGGAUGAUGGGAUGCCUAGGAGUAGGGAGGAGGUGCUGCCUAUGAUGGAGUUCUUUGCUGAGAGACUGAAGAGUGGGUGGCCGUGAGGGAGCAGGUCUUGGGAAUAUCCUGGAACAGUUGUUGGAACCAAGUCAUAGUUUUAGGCCUUUUGUAACUAGGACCAUGUCUCCCGUAAUCAAUCAAUGCAGUUGAUUUCAUUAUGGCUCGACGCAUUGCUUGACCAAGGCAGUGAUGAGUCUUUUUCAAAAUGCCAAGCGAAUUAC